CUUGGAAGGAAGCCGCCUUUCCAAAAGGUAGCAGAGGCGAGGCAGGGCAGGGCGCUUUGGCCACUCACUGGCCUCUUCCUCCCUCUUUGCGCGCUUUCAUGGCUCCUUCCAUCUUUUGAGCCAUGGUGGGAGCUGCCCGGUCCCGGCAGGCAUACAGCUUGACCGACAUCACCCCCGCCCGGACCAUUUGGGUCUACCGGAAUGGGGACCCCUUCUACACGGGUCGGAAGUUUGUCAUCAACCAUCGCUACGUGCCCAACUUCGAGGCCUUCAUGAUCCAGCUGAACGAAGGGGUGCCCACGCCCUUCGGGGUGAGGAACAUCUACACCCCUCGGCAAGGGCAUUCGGUCACCGACCUGCCCGACUUUCAACAGGGAGGCAGAUACGUGGUGGCAGGCCGGGAAAGGUUUAAGAAACUGAAUUAUUUUAAUAUAGGGGUAAAGAAACCAUACAGAAAGAAGGAGGAAGUAAUUCGACCAGUAGUCCACAGUAAUAUACAAGUACCUUCCAAAUGGCAUUCGAUCUAUAAUAAGCCACGAAAUAUUAAUGUUUUCACAAAUGGAGAUAUGUUGAUACCACCUAUUAAAAUUCUCAUACCCAAGUUUACACUGAAAAGUUGGAAUGGUGUCCUUGGACUGGUAAAUGAAAAAGUAUUUCCUCACUCUGGAGCUGUUCAUAGGUUGUAUACUUUAAAUGGCCACUUUGUACAUGGUCCUGAUGAUUUAGAAGAUAACCAGUUUUAUGUUGGAUGUGGUAAAGAGAAAUUUAAACACUUACCAUACUGGCAGCAUGCUAAAGUUCCAGAAUACAUUCGGCGGAAUUUUUCUAACUCUCUUGGACCUCCAGAAAAGCCCCAUUCAAAAAAGCCCCUCAUAGAACCAUCUAAGAAAGAAGGCAGUGCUCGCCCGCCCAUUCAGCCUUUGAAAGGAGAAGGAGAAGGAGAUAGGCCUUCAGUAUAUCAUGCAAAACCUGAGAAGGCAAGUCGUGAAAAGGCUCCUAGACUGCUGUCAUCUGAUAAUGAAUCUAGUGUCUAUAAAGCUCAGCAGUCCCCCAAAGAAAUUGAAGGGGCUCAACAGAUACAAGAUGACAAAAAUAUACAAGUGGAAGUACCUCUGGACCAGGUUCCAGCUGAGGUUGUCCAAGAAGAGACAUUUAUUCAAAUGUGA
Molecule: messenger RNA, 1166 nt
Organism: Sceloporus undulatus (fence lizard)
Lineage: Eukaryota; Metazoa; Chordata; Lepidosauria; Squamata; Phrynosomatidae
Gene: DCDC2C
Product: doublecortin domain containing 2C
Exons: 10
Coding region: 123-1166 (347 amino acids)
Biological process (GO): intracellular signal transduction
Cellular component (GO): microtubule organizing center; microtubule
Source: RefSeq, a predicted model, not a curated record